AUGGCCGCACGGGGGCGCGCCGGCGCCGGCGCGGCCGCGGCGGGAGGCGUGGGAGCGAGGCCCAAGUCCAAGACGCGCGCCACGCCGGCCGCUGCCCUGUCGAAGCCGCUGCUGCCCGUCUCGGAGCGCAAGAGCCAGGAGGACAAUGCGCCGUACCUGCGGGUGAAGAAGGGCUCGGACGAGAAGGUGGACAUCACGCCCGACGGCGGCUCUGCUGGGCGCGAGGGUAGGCAGUUUACUGUGGCCAAUGUCGGAAACAAUGGCCGCAUCUACUUGAGACCUACUGUGCGCCCGGCGCAUCAGCGAUACCCCCAGCCGCACUUUGUGUUUCCUAUGACGCCUCCGGGAACUGCAGGCCUAGAAGCCAUGGCUGCUGAGAAGGAGAGGGAGAGGGAAAAAGAAAAGGAGAAAGAGAAGCAAGAGUCAAAGCUGGACAUUGGUCGCCUGCAUGGAACACAAUGGACUCCGAGCCACGCACCAUCGACGCCGACAACCCAGCACCAGGCCUACAUAGGGCACGGGAGAAACAUGUCUCGGGCAGGGCAUCGGCGCGCACUCUCUGACUCUACCGUGCCAGACACCAGUGUGGCCCGCGAAUCGGACGCUGGCGGAUUCAAGAUCAUCAUCACACAGCCGGGCGAGGACCAGCGGCCCAAGACAUUGGAGGAUAUAGACCCGAACUAUGUGCCGUUACUCGAAGUCGCGAUCCCCUCGUGGAGGAUAGGAACUCCCCGGUUCUCAUUACGAGGCACACCGUUCAUCCGCGGCUCUUCAUAUGCGCCCACCGAGGAGUUUCGCUCGAGUAGUCACUCCCUGCUGAAUCGAUCAUUCCGGGACAUGACGCCUCAGAUCGGAUCCAUUGCGUCUAGGAGGCCAAGUCCGGUUGAUAUGCCGCAGCUCCAGGUGCCCAUAAACUCAAGCAUACCGCCUCCGCUGCAGUCCGGACGACUACCUGCGCCGAAUAUGCUACGGUCGACAUACAUGUCUACUCACCUGGUCAUCGAACCUGCCAUGUUCGAUUCUUUGACAUUCAAGCCCGGCUGCGACGACCGUGCUAUUGUCCGAUACUCAUCUGCAACUGGAGCGGUAACAGCCGCGACACCGCCCAGACUGGUCGCUGAGAUUACAUCUCCAAGCUUCCUGGACUACGAACUAUUAUCAGACUUCUUUCUCACAUUCCGCGCAUUCCUGGACCCGACGGAACUGCUUCGGAUGUUGAUUGCUCGACUGAGAUGGGCCCUGGCAAGAGACGACGAAGUGGGAAUGGUUGUGCGGGUUCGUACAUUUGUUGCGCUGAGACAUUGGAUCCUGAACUACUUCAUGGACGACUUCGUUAUCGACUACAACCUGAGACUCACCUUCUGCGAUCUGCUCAAUGAUUUCUGCGACGAGCUGUCUCAGGACCUCAGGGCACGGAAAGUCCAGCUCAAGAUCUUGGCCGAACUCAAGAAGUGCUGGCGUAGAGUGUGCGCGCAGUAUUGGGACGGCCCAGAGUUUGAUGCUUCGUUACCACCGGACGCACCAAUCGCACCAGGCGGUAUUGCCGGACAUCGCAAUCCAAGCUUGGAUCCCAGCUUCUGGGAGAGUCUGCUAGAUGGGACUCACCAACUUGAUGGCGUCUUUCCUGCUCCUCAAACACUAGACAAUGUGGAUUCGGGUGUCUACCACGACAUGGGCGGCCGCUCUGGUAACAUCGACUCCGUACUGAUGGGAUACGACCGACCGGGGACGCCGGAGAACCCAACUCGACCGACCGACGAGUUGGAGAGGGGGCAGACGUCACCAACGAGUGUGAUGAGCUUAGAGGUCAUUUCUUGCUCAUUCCCGAGCAAGAACAUGAAGCUUGGACAGCCCAACUCUGGCUAUCCCCUGGCGGCUCAUCCUGUACCUAUUGACCCAAACACGGUAUAUAGCCCGACGGAACAGGUGGCUACGACGCCAAGAGCUCUCAUGGGCAAGCGGGUCCGCCCUCAGAACAGCCACAAGCGAAACGUAAGCUUGACCGAUUCGCUGAGAGAGCAUGCAUCGGCGCAGGAGAAGAUGAUACAGAAGAACACCGAAAUUCUCCUGUCAUUACCAUACGCCGGCAGCCUAGUCAGAGGCAAUUUGCUCCCGCCUGGCCAGGCGUUCGUAGAAGUCCUACCGCCGAGCACAUCAGGUGGUCCCAGCCGCCAUACGACAGUCUUUCAGCCCUACGAAGAGGAGCCCGAGAAGGACAAGGUCUUUGCCUCGGCCAUGUCCAGCCAGGGAAUGAAGAGGCUCCUCGGAAGCGUACGUAGAGCGCUGAGCACGAAGGGACAAGGGAUCUCCCCGACCCAGGGGAACUUUAUCAACAUAUCGCCCAUCGGCCCUAGAGGAGCUACUACUAACAGACUCCCUGGUACCGCUAUCGUGCCCCAGGCGCGGCCACGCCAAGACGGCUUCCGAGCUCCUGUCAGAAUCGACCUUCUAGGCGCUGAGAUUGCGGAGGACUUCAAGAAAGCAGUGCGCGAGGAUGCUGCUGCUGAUGCAGAUAAGCUCAGUUUUCUGCCAUCGCAGUCAGGUGCUUCAAGUCGUUCUACUCUCAAGUUACCUCGGCAAACUAUGGAGUAUUCGCCCGUUGAAGCAAAACAGACGUUGGAAGACAAGCUUCGGCAGGAUGAGAAUCGUCCGCUCAGCGACACUGCUAUCACUACGGGGAGCAAGUCUAUUGUCAUUGUCGACGAUACUGUGCCUAUGCCCAUGCAACUACCUAUCAUGGCCGGGGCAUUACCUGCAGUCAAUUCCUCCGUCGAGGCGUUUGCGGAAACAUUCAUGCCUCCACCGCAGGAUCCAACGCCACCAAAUACGCCGCCCGGACAAGCGGUUGACACGCCUAGGCGCUCAUCCUACAUUCUUGGGCAGCAUGUCAUUCGCACAUCAUACUCUGCCGAUCCUCUUCCCCCUUUCAUCCCCGAUAUGGAUACUCUUGGUCCAGCCCCUAGUACUCGUCCCUCUGAAGACAUUGCUCGACCAUCUGUGGAGUUUGUUCAGCAAUCACCCAACCGUCCACCCCUCAGCGGCAGACCAGGCCACGCGAGGCAUCGCUCAAGGUCAGUCGACGACAUGUCUGAUGUACCAAUGCCUCAGCCACUGCGCGUGCUACGAAGAAGACCUGGCGGAGAUCUCAGGGCUGUCGAAAACGUUGGCGAUCUUGACCAUGCGCCGCUGCGCAGGUCGCGCUCGGUAGGAUCUCUGACAACCUUCACAGAAUCGGUGCGCAGCUCUUAUAUGCGCAGUCCCAUGACAGCCGGCCAAGAAUCAAGCGGCUUUGUUGAUGUUGUGAGCAGCGACUACUCUCAUGACCGGGCCGAGGGGACGUUCUCCCUAGGCGCGAUCGCCGAGAAGCCCAAGCGUCAGCUUUCGCUCUUCAGCACCCAUUCAUCAAAACCGAUCAUGCGGCCGUCGUUCGAGGCUGAGGCGCAGAAGUUGGCCCAAAUACCGGAUGAUGUGGAUGACGAUGGCGGAGUGGAGUCAGCGUUGCUGAAACUUGAAGGCAAAUACGAGAAGAAGCCCCUGAAGCUCUCUACUGAGCCGACCAAGGAGAAGCUGAAGCUUCCAACCACUUCGUUACAGCCACCGGCUCCGGAAGCCCAGGAGAAUACUCAUGUCACGGAGGAGAAGAAGAAGCAUCGUCACGAACAUGUUGGCGAGGAAGGCGUUCUUCCACACGCGCCUGCACCCUCUGCAGGUGGUACACCUGCAGAUUCUCGGGGCAGCUUCCUCGAGAUACCGCCACCGGGACCAGCGCAACGAAGAAGUGAGGCUUUGCAGUCUUUCUUGUCGGGAGGUUCCAAUGGAUCUUACUCGUCCAUACCCUUACUGGAGCGCGGUCUGACCGAUGAUGGACGGAGGAGCAAGGCGGAGUGGACCAACCGUUCCAUACUGCAAGGGCCAGAUGAAGAUUUGGCGACGCCCAGCGACAAGAGCAGCGAGAAGGACUCUCAGCAUCCAUCGUACGACUUUGUCAAGAAGACCGAGAGCAUGGAGAAGAUUAAGCCUGGCGAGACGAUGCCUACGACCCGACCCAGUGCUGAACAGCUCUCUUUCCUGAAUGACGAGAGCGACGACGAUGGUGAAUUGUCUUCAGAAAUUUCCGAGGAUAUUAUCGAAGAAGAGUUUUAUGACGAGGACGACGUCCAGACAUUUCCACCUGUACGAUCAAACACUGUCAUUUCUCGAUUACCUCCUCACCCUCUCGCCGAACCCCAACCGGAGCUGUACCCGUCGGACCAUGACAGCCAGCCACCCUCGCCGCAGAUGACGAUGGGCCAAGCUCUCGCCAUGUCUCCUGAAACUGCUGGGAUCCCUCAGCUGCACGAUCACCAGGUCUGGGAUGAGAAGCCACUGCCACCUACACCGGAUACAACCCCUACAACGGCCCAGUACGGACAGUCGAUGGAGUCUGCUCGAGAUCCGACGGGCACCACUGAGGCUCUUCGCAAUGCGCCAAAGAUGCCUGAUCAGCCGUCUCGUAAAUUCUCUGUUCAUCUGCCGUUCAUCCUUGCUUUCGAUUCAGAGGUCCUUGCACAGCAAUUCACCUUGAUCGAGAAGGAUGCGCUGAAUGAAAUUGAUUGGAAAGAGCUCAUCGACAUGCGGUGGAAGAACGCAGAGAAUGGCGACAGCCGCUCUUGGGUCGACUUCCUGCGCAAUACGGAUGCUCGUGGAGUCGAGGUUGUCGUUGCUCGCUUCAACAUCAUGGUGAAGUGGGCGGCAUCCGAGGUUGUCCUCACGCAAGACAUUGAAGAGCGUGCGCGAUGCAUUAUCAAGUACAUCCACAUCGCAGCUCAUUGUCGACGAUACCGCAACUUUGCGACGAUGAGCCAGAUUGCCAUCGCGCUCACAAGCAAUGAGAUCAGCCGCCUUUCCAAGACCUGGAGCAUGGUCCCGCCUUCGGAUAUCCGAGCACUGAGGGACAUGGAGGCCCUGGUGUCGCCAACACGCAACUUCUACAAUCUCCGUGCCGAGAUGGAAGGUGGCGGGACUGCCAGCGCUGACAUGGGCUGCAUUCCAUUCGUGGGCAUAUAUACUCAUGACCUCAUCUUCAACGCACAGCGGCCAAGUGAGAUUGCGAGCAGCCCGACCACGGCCCCGCUUGUUAACUUCGAGCGCUGCCGUAUCGCCGCUAGCGUUGUCAAGACAUUGCUCAGACUUCUCGAGGCUAGCACCUUGUACACUUUCCAGCCGAUCGAGGGCAUCACUGAGCGCUGUCUCUGGAUGAGCGCCCUUGGGGACGAAGAGAUCAGACGCCAUUCCGAGUCCCUUGAGUAG
Messenger RNA from Phaeoacremonium minimum UCRPA7, 5289 nucleotides. RefSeq names its product putative guanine nucleotide exchange factor lte1 protein. The coding region runs from base 1 to 5289 and encodes 1762 amino acids. NCBI's taxonomy places the organism in Eukaryota, Fungi, Ascomycota, Sordariomycetes, Togniniales, Togniniaceae. Gene Ontology annotation, molecular function: guanyl-nucleotide exchange factor activity. The transcript has 3 exons. Gene Ontology annotation, cellular component: plasma membrane. The record is from RefSeq and is a predicted model, not a curated record. Gene Ontology annotation, biological process: positive regulation of GTPase activity; Ras protein signal transduction.